GGAGCGUGGGUCCGGCCCAUGCCGCCACAGGAAUCUUAAACCGGAUGGCACCGAGUCAGGCUGGCUUGGAUAUUUAUUGCGACGGAGGUCCAUGUGCUCCGAUCUCAAAGUCUGAGCUGUCUCCAUCACCGUGGAAGAAGAUGAUGACGAAGACCUGGUUUUGUCAUCAUGCUUUUGCCCAAUUCUUCUGCCCUGUCUUCCAAAUCUUUCCACUAAUCAUGGAAUAUUAUGACAAGCUAUCCCCGAAGAACUACUAGAAGAAGAUGGAUGGAAUUUGACUCAUUCCUGCUGAGGUUAACAAUCCCAGUCUGCUCUCCGAUAAAUCCAACCCGGAGGAGAUCGCCCCCUUCCACCAAAAAAGAGCAGCGGAACGCCAUGGAUGGGUUGGGCCCCAACGCCGCCAACUGCUGCCCCGUCACGCCGCUCGAGUUCCUCGAGCGCACCGCCACCGUCUACGGCGACUGCCCCUCCCUCGUCUACAACCGCACCGCCUUCACCUGGUCGCAGACCCUCCGCCGCUGCCUCCGCCUCGCCUCCGCCCUCUCCUCCCUCGGCAUCUCCCCCGGCGAUGUGGUAUCGGUGCUCGCCCCCAACGUUCCGGCCAUGUACGAGAUGCACUUCGGCGUGCCGAUGAGCGGCGCCGUCCUCAACACCGUAAACCUCCGCCUCGACGCCCGCACCAUCUCCAUCCUCCUCCGCCACAGCGCCUCCAAGCUCGUCUUCGUCGACGUCCUCUCCCGCCCCCUCCUCGACGACGUCCUCCGACUCUUCCCCGCCUCCGCCGAGCGCCCUCGGGUCGUCACCAUCGAGGAUCCCUACGAGGACGCGCCGCCGCCACAGAGCUCCGCCCUCACGUACGAGAAGCUCCUCGAGACGGGGGACCCGGAGUUCCGGUGGGUCCGUCCCCGCAGCGAGUGGGACCCUAUGGUCCUUAACUACACGUCCGGAACCACCUCCGCCCCCAAGGGGGUGGUUCACUGCCACCGCGGCCUCUUCUUCAUCACCAUCGACUCCCUCAUCGACUGGUCCGUGCCGAGGCGGCCCACCUACCUUUGGACGCUCCCCAUGUUCCACGCCAACGGGUGGAGCUACCCCUGGGGCAUCGCCGCCGCCGGCGGCGUCAACGUCUGCCUCCGCCGAUUCGACGCCGCCGCCAUCUACGCCGCAAUCGAGACCCACCGGGUGACCCACAUGUGCGGCGCGCCCGUGGUCCUCAACAUGCUCGCCAACGCCCCGGACUCCGCCCGUCGCCCGCUCCACGGCCCGGUCCAGGUCCUCACCGCCGGGGCGCCGCCCCCCGCCGCGGUGCUCCACCGCACGGAGGCGCUCGGCUUCGCCGUCAGCCACGGGUACGGCCUGACGGAGACGGCGGGGCUGGCGGUCUCCUGCGCGUGGAAGGGGCAGUGGGACCGGCUCCCGGCGUCGGAGCGCGCGCGGCUGAAGGCGCGGCAGGGCGUGCGCUGCCUGGCGAUGACGGCCGCCGACGUGAUCGACGGGGACACGGGGGAGAGCGUGAAGAGGGACGGGAACACCAUGGGGGAGAUCGUGCUGCGCGGCGCCUGCGUGAUGCUGGGCUACCUCAAGGACCCGGAGGCGACGGCGAAGGCGGUGCGCGCGGACGGGUGGUUCUACACGGGGGACGUCGGCGUCAUGCACGCCGACGGCUACAUCGAGAUCAAGGACCGGUCCAAGGACGUGAUCAUCAGCGGCGGGGAGAACCUGAGCAGCGUGGAGGUGGAGUCCAUCCUGUACGGCCACCCAGCGGUGAACGAGGCGGCGGUGGUGGCGCGACCGGACGAGUUCUGGGGGGAGACGCCGUGCGCGUUCGUCAGCCUGAAGGAGGAAGCGUCGGCGGCGCCACCGACGGAGAGCGAGGUGAUCGCGUGGUGCCGAGAGCGCAUGCCGCACUACAUGGUGCCGAAGACGGUGGUGUUCCGGGCGGAGCUGCCGAAGACGUCGACGGGGAAGAUACAGAAGUACGUGCUGAGGGAGAUGGCCAAGAAGAUGGGCUCCGCCGGUCGGCCGAGUCGAAUGUAGUCCACGACUCGGACCGAGUCGGCCUCGCAGAGCAAUUACUCCAUCUCUACCCACACAUCCGUGAACCUGACGGCUAGCUUCUUAUGAUCGGAGGCGACGGCGGCUCCAUCUCGUCCUCCAUUCACCAGACAGGUGGGCGCAGAACUCACGGGUAAUCUUUUAAGGCAAAUCAACAUAUUAUUGGUCAAACACCAUUGGUCUUCCGGGUAUUAGAUUUCAACAGGGGUGGGGCCCUGGAAGUGGUCCACUAUACGUUGUUUGUAUGCUUGAUGUUGACCGUAUGAUAAUUAAACUUAUUUCUGCAUUA
Musa acuminata AAA Group (dessert banana) is the source of this 2344-nucleotide messenger RNA. Its product is annotated as 2-methylpropanoate--CoA ligase CCL4. The record is from RefSeq and is a predicted model, not a curated record. NCBI's taxonomy places the organism in Eukaryota, Viridiplantae, Streptophyta, Magnoliopsida, Zingiberales, Musaceae. The coding region runs from base 229 to 2037 and encodes 602 amino acids. The transcript is spliced from 2 exons.